GCGUGUGUCUGCGUCAAUCUGCCUGUACAAGUGUGUCUCGGAAUUCUGUGAACCUAAUGUGGUUGAUAUUCCGUGAUUUGGGUGAUUUAUGAAGAGAAAAUGCCUAUGUUGUGUACGUUUACACAUAUGUUCUGCAUGUAUUGAACUGUUAAAGAAGAGGAAGAACAUCUUAGAAGAUUUUGCAACAGAUUUUUCUGUAUUUGUUCUCAUCUAUUGCCAGAGAGACCUACAGAGACACAUGAUGAAUCUAGGGAAGAGGACAGUGGUGUUGCUAUGGGUAAUUACCGCGAUUUGCUCUUCAGUAGCAACCGAUCCGUGUAAUACUGCGAAUGUGUUACCGAACAUGGAUAAACGAGGACUUAGUGAUCAUCCACCACCCGGGAGCCGUCCAAUUGACGACCAUUACAACAUUCCUGAUGGCGGAAGUUGGUACAGAGUUGAAGGACAGCAGAUGCUUACCAGUAUAUCGACCGCGGGUUUGGAAAUGUGUGGGACAACUUUUCCCAUAUAUAUGCAAGGAGCUAUACCAAAAUUAACGGAUGGAAUUGUAAGCCGAACCGUUUGUACCAUCACCUUUGGCAACACGUGCAGCCAUCCGCAGCACAUCAAGAUAAAAGUAUGCCAAGAUUUCACGGCGUACUUUCUCUCGCCUCCUCGAAGUACUGGCUCAGCAUAUUGUUUUGUGACUGAAGAUGAAACCAGUGUUGCACCAACGUACCUCAUUCCAAAGCCUUCCUUAUCAAACAAGCUGGUAACAGAGGGUUUCUACCAAAGGCUUCAGUUUAAAUGUUCAUUUGAACCCUCGCUUGAAGAUCUAUAUUAUCAAGUUUUCUGGUUCGUCGAUGACAAGCCCCUAAACGUGUCGAAAAUGGCGAAGAAAACGGAACCGGAAACAUUUGUACUGCAGGAAAAAACGGGUGUGCUAGAAAAACUUGGAAUAAAUAUCGCGUGUUCUGUUCGUGCAAAGACAAAACCGGACGGAGUACCAGGGCCUAUGUCUCAAAAGAGUGCUCUUUUUUUUGCUGGAAUAACGGUAUGUUCGCACAAAAAAAAACAUUUGUCGAUAGCUAAGAGGAAGGCAAUAUCGGUGAUAUUUUACAAACAAGAUACCGAUAUGCAGAUGAAAUCCUAACUCAAUAAAAGGAGAGCAAAACAUAUAUAUAUAAAAAUACAUUGACUUGGAAACGCUUUAGAACGUAAAUUAAAUUAGACCAGGUGAUCCGGAAUGGUAAGCGUCUCCUGUUGGUCGAAUGAUAGAUACAAUGAUUACCUCACUGUCCAUAUAUUAAUACUUAUAUACUGGUACCGGUUCACAAUAUACGCACACACAGACACAAACACACACAAAAGAAAUAACUCAACAACUGUAUUUGAAUGAAUAAGCCCACCCUCACAGAGGGUGACAAAAUAUUUAUUAAUUAUGAAAAAGUGAUAAUAGAAGAUUAUGAGAUGCAAUUACUCAUAUAUACCAAAUACAUAUAUAAAAUAUCGCUUUCAUAAAACAUUAAAUAAUAAGCCAAUAUAGGGUUAACCAAAUAAAAACUGCCAAAAGAUAAUAUAACUCAUAUACCAAAUACACCUAAAAUAUCACUUUAAUAACAUAUUAGAUAAUAAGACAAAGGGAGGCAGUGGAUGGGAUUGAAAAUUGAAGCCUUUUUUUUUGCUAAAAGUUGGACACUCAAAAUUAGAUGCAGUGGAUUUCAAAGAUGGCUGCCUAAUGAUGAGGAUGGCCGCGGGGUCUUGGGACCCCCUUAAAGCAAUUGACCAAUCAGGGAUCCUUUGGUCCUACGGCAAGGGACAUAACUCCGUGAAAUAAAUGGACAAUGAAUUAAUUAUAUCAUGGGCAUAUCCCUCCUAAAAACUAAAGGAAUAAAACUGUAAAAUAUGAAAUAAUUAUUGUAGUGUUUCCUAUGCAUAAAUUAAGCUAAAUACUUAGCUGCCUUUUAUGCAUCUACACACUUACAAGAAACAACUCAACAACUGUAUUUGAAUGAAUAAGGCCACCUUCACAGAGGGUGACAAAGUAUUCAUUAAUUAUGAAAAAGUGAUAAUAGAAGACUAUGAGAUGAAAUUACUCAUAUAUACCAAAUACAUAUAUAAAAUAUCACUUUGAUCAAACAUAAAAUAAUAAGCCAAUAUGGGGUUAACCAAAUAGAAACCGCCAAAAAGACAUUGAAAAUGUUUUCCACCAUACAUUGUCUUCCCCACAGAAAGGGAAACUGGGGGCUGAAGAUUAAAGGUACUUUGUUGUAUGCCAUUUCCUAAUGACCCACAUGUUACCCUAUUAUGUUGAGAUUCAGACACAGGAACACAGUUUGUUAAUGUAAUUGUCUCUACAUUUUCACUGUUGCUAUGGGCCGGAGGUCCUGAGGGUAUGCGCUGCAAUGAUGCCACAGUCUGCGCCAAAGUGGUACACGUCAACGUAGCAUCCACAUGCACUGAAGAGGUUGCGUCAGUCGACGAGGCUGUCUGUGUUGCUGAGGCCGUUUGAGGAAUUGUGAUAGUGUCAUGUGAUAGCGCAGACUCCAUGAUUGACUGUCUCGCAGAAGCAGUUAUUGAUGCUGUCAUGGCCUCCAACUGUGAAUUCGAAAGCGGAAAAGCGCCCAAUGCAUCUUGAGCAGGCAGACUCACAAGUCCUUGUGAAGGCUGUACAGUAGGAUUGGAAGUAGAAGAUGAUUGCUUGGGAUUAGGACGUCUCCGUUUCGUUCCUGAGGCCUUUUGCUGGCUGUCAUAGUCUGUUCCCUUCCUCUUACGCAUUGUUUAAUGCUGCUGGAAUGAAUCUGAAUAAAAGCAAAAAAUGAUGAGCCAAUGUAUCAAUAACUUUCUUGCGACUGACCCGAGAUUCUGUAAGUGUUAACAUGAAGGUCAACAC
Pecten maximus is the source of this 2872-nucleotide messenger RNA. RefSeq lists its product as uncharacterized. The transcript has 8 exons. The coding region runs from base 89 to 1132 and encodes 347 amino acids. NCBI's taxonomy places the organism in Eukaryota, Metazoa, Mollusca, Bivalvia, Pectinida, Pectinidae. The record is from RefSeq and is a predicted model, not a curated record.